This is a messenger RNA of Manis javanica (Malayan pangolin), 1827 nucleotides long. NCBI's taxonomy places the organism in Eukaryota, Metazoa, Chordata, Mammalia, Pholidota, Manidae. The record is from RefSeq and is a predicted model, not a curated record.
GCCCUCGUCACGUGAUGGGGCCAUCAUGGCGGCGACCAGAGGCCUACCCGGCUCCCGGAAGCAGGCUGUGAGGGGCGGGCGCGCUGCUGGAAACAGAACCGGAGCCGGAGCCGGAGCUGGAGGCAGAGCAGACAGGGCGGCCGGGCGGCCUGGAGCCGGACGCGUCCGGGGCGUCCCCGCAGACCGGGGCAGGUGAGAUGGGCUCCCGGCGAGGUCGUCCGGGGGCCCGCCAUGCUGGUGAUUGCCUACCUUGCCUUGGUGGUCCUCUUGGCCUCCUGCCUGGGAUUGGAGCUGUCAAGAUGCCAGGCCAAGCCCCCUGGAAGGGCCUGCAGCAAUCCCUCCUUCCUUCGUUUUCAGUUGGACUUCUAUCAGGUCUAUUUCCUGGCCCUGGCAGCUGACUGGCUCCAGGCCCCCUACCUCUAUAAACUCUAUCAGCAUUACUACUUCCUGGAGGGUCAAAUUGCCAUCCUCUAUGUAUGUGGCCUUGCCUCCACAGUCCUUUUUGGUCUGGUGGCCUCCUCCCUCGUGGAUUGGCUGGGUCGCAAGAAGUCUUGUGUCCUCUUCUCCCUCACUUAUUCUUUAUGCUGCUUAACCAAACUCUCUCGGGACUACUUUGUGCUGCUGGUGGGCCGAGCACUUGGUGGGCUGUCCACGGCCCUGCUCUUCUCGGCCUUCGAGGCCUGGUACAUCCAUGAGCAUGUAGAGCGGCAUGACUUCCCUGCUGAGUGGAUCCCAGCUACCUUUGCCCGAGCUGCCUUCUGGAACCAUGUGCUGGCUGUAGUGGCAGGUGUGGCAGCUGAGGCUGUGGCCUGCUGGAUGGGCCUGGGGCCUGUAGCGCCCUUUGUGACUGCCAUCCCUCUCUUGGCUCUGGCUGGGGCCUUGGCCCUUCAUAACUGGGGAGAGAACUAUGAUCGGCAGCGUGCCUUCUCGAGGACCUGUGCUGGGGGCCUGCGUUGCCUCCUGUCAGACCGCCGCGUGCUGCUGCUGGGCACCAUACAGGCCCUGUUCGAGAGUGUCAUCUUCAUCUUUGUCUUCCUCUGGACGCCUGUUCUGGACCCACAUGGGGCCCCACUGGGCAUCGUCUUCUCCAGCUUCAUGGCAGCCAGUCUGCUCGGCUCUUCCCUAUACCGCAUUGCUACCUCCAAGAGGUACCACCUUCAGCCCAUGCACCUGCUCUCCCUUGCUGUCCUCAUUGUUGUCUUCUCCCUCUUCAUGUUGACUUUCUCCACCAGCCCAGGCCAGGAGAGUCCAGUGGAAUCCUUCAUAGCCUUCCUACUUAUCGAAUUGGCCUGUGGGCUCUACUUUCCCAGCAUGAGCUUCCUACGGAGAAAGGUGAUCCCUGAGACAGAGCAAGGUGGUGUACUCAACUGGUUCCGGGUGCCUCUGCACUUGUUGGCCUGCCUGGGGCUCCUGGUCCUCCAUGACAGUGAUCACAAAACUGGCACUCGGAACAUGUUCAGUGUCUGCUUCGCUGUCAUGGUGAUGGCUCUGCUGGCGGUGGUGGGGCUCUUCACUGUAGUGAGGCAUGAUGCUGAGCUGCGGGUGCCCUCACCCACCGGGGAGCCUUAUGCCCCUGAGCUCUAGCCCUGUUUCAGCACAGGGGGGCUGGGACGGACUCUUGAAUCCUGCUUCUGCAGGGUUGUACAGAUCUUUCUGUGACUGAGUUUAAGACUCUCUGGCUCCUCAGCUUGUGCUGAGGCCCCUCCUGCCAGUGCUUUGGGUUGGGAAACAUCCAGGGGUAAUGGCCUAGAAAGAAGAUGCCAAAAGUUGCCUCUGUGUUACUCCCUUUCCCCUUUACAUUUAAAAAUAAAUACUUGUAAUUGAUCA